Molecule: messenger RNA, 7448 nt
Organism: Porites lobata
Lineage: Eukaryota; Metazoa; Cnidaria; Anthozoa; Scleractinia; Poritidae
Source: the annotation of a GenBank genome assembly
AUGGCUACUCUUGAUGAUAACUGGCAGACAAAACGCUCAACUAUCACCGAAAGAACCAAAUUUAUUUUCAAUAACGAGUUAUUAAGCGAUGUGAAGUUCGUAGUUCCUGCUUCGCAUAACGAAAGUGAAAACCGGAAGAGUCAGAAGUGCAUUCCAGCUCACAAGUUUAUUCUUGCAAUCAGCAGUCCUGUUUUCUAUGUCAUGUUCUAUGGUGAAAUGGCGGAGACUGCAGACACUAUUCAGCUUCCUGACUGUGAUUAUGAGAGUCUCUUAGAGUUGUUUCGUUUUCUGUACAGCGAUGAAGUGAACUUGAGCGGAAGUAAUGUCAUGCAAGUUCUCUACUUAGCGAAGAAAUACCUGGUACCUUCACUCGCUGAUAAGUGCACUAAAUAUCUUCAGGAAAAUCUAGAGGCGUCGAAUGUGUUCUCCGUCCUGCCGCAAGCUCAGAAAUUUGAGGAUAAAGACUUGGAAGAACGGUGCUGGGAAGUUAUAGAGACGCAAACCGAGAAUGCUUUGACGUCGGAAGAAUUUGUAACGCUUGAGAGAUCUGUUGUUGAAUCUGUCGUGAAAAGGGAGAGAUUGAAUGUAAAGGAAGUGGAUUUAUUCAAGGCUGUUGAUCGCUGGGCCACCAAAGAAGUGGAAAGGCAAGGGCUGACCCCUGAUAGCGUGGUGAAAAGAAGGAUUCUUGGCGAGCAAACUGUGAAAGCAAUAAGGUUUCCAGUGAUGUCCCAAAAGCAGUUUGCUUCAGUUUUGGACUGUGACAUUCUGACUAAGGAGGAGAUUGUUCUAAUGAUGAAACACUACAGUGGUUUCGGUUUAGAGUCUUCUUUACCAUUCAUGAAUGCCAUUAGAGCUGGUCUUUUGCAUCGUGUUUACAGAUUUGAAAAGCCUGGCGAUACCUCGGAUUAUUCGGCCUGGUGCUACUCUGGUGAACCUGAUGCCAUUAAUCUAACUGUCAGUAGACCUGUCAUGUUACGUGGAGUGCAGCAUUUUGGUAGUGAAGGUGGCAAAUACACAGUUUCAUUAGAAGUCAAGACGAACGAUAAGGCAAUUGGUGGUUCUCUGGUAAAACAAACAGGCAUGUAUUCCUCCGAGAAAGAUGAGACAAAUGGUUACUAUGGAUUUGAUGUCAUGUUUGAUCACUCAGUUUCCCUUGAAAGGGGCAAAACAUAUGAGAUUGUAUCACUUAUCGAGGGCCCGUCAUCGUGGCGCGUGAUACGCGGAAAAUGCACGGAUGAAGUUGAAGGAAUCCAGUUUUCAUUUAGCAAAUCAUCUGCUUCUAGUAAUGGAACUCAUGAAGGCAGUGGUCAGUUCCCUGCAUUUAUUUUCAGCACAAAGUAGUUUAAUUUAUUCUUAACUGACGAUACUGAUAACUGUGGUAGUCUGAAGAUUCUUUUUUAUUCUGGGAAUAAACUAAUUAAUUAAUCUAGAGUCUUUUUAGGAGUAACGAAUCAUAUUCCCUACCACCUGUUGUUAGGGUUAGGCUGAAUAUUGUUGACACACUGUUAGCUGCACUGGAAUGAUGAAUGAGUUUGAAAAGGAAAACGAAUAUAUAGCUAGUUCGCACGUUAUAUAUUAGUUCUUGGCUAUCAAGUGACUACGGAAUUAUUCUACGUUUGAUUACCACACAUCCAAGUUAAAGUAGCGAAGAAAUCGGAAAUUAAUCAUGCCCAGAAAAACUGAAUAGAGAAAUUUAAUGGCACUUACUCCGUUACUCAAUUUUAACUCCUUGGUUUUACAAAGAUAAGCGCAGUUUUUUUAUUCAGUAAGUUGAAGUUUAUUGACAAAGUGAGAUAAAAUGCGGAAACCGAUUUAAGUCAUUGUCAUUUGCACGCAUUGGAAUUUUUCAGUGACAGAAACUUCAUAUAAGUAACUACAAACUCAUGAUUGAAACAAGUCAGGAAGAUAUCAUCAAACUCCCUACAACAAUAGAUUCUGCCGUGUUUGUCAGGCUCUGAUAUAACUGAAGACAAAGUUCAUUUUCUCUUGCACUGUCCAAAGUAUUCAAUCACAAGGAAAAAAUUCUAUAAUCAAAUCCAACCUAACUUUGUCAAAUUGAAUCAGCUAUCUUGCACAGAACUAAUAAUUAAACUGAUGAAUUCACAGAAUUUUUCUGUAGAUUCACAUUUGUUAAAAUUUAUCUCAUUAUGUAACUAUUUAUGUAAUAAUUUGUUAUCAAAUCAUACUGAUGACACUUGAUUGACCAUUGUAAUCAUUGUUUUUUUUAAUUGGUUUAUUAAUAGUAUUAAUUGUAACUUUAUUUUAAAGCUUUUGCAAUACUAUAACUUCAUCUAGUCAUGCAAAUAAAGCUUAUGUUGUUGUUGAUGUGAGUUAUUAGACUUUGAGAGGGAGAGAUUUUAUGGAAGGAGGUAAUUUGUCAUUGGCCGGACGGUGUCCCGUAAUUCGCCAUGCUGACCAUGUAUACCCCUGGCGUUAAAAUAGCAUUUAUGGCAUUUACGGUAUAUAUUAUCAAUUAAAGUUUUUCUUUACCUCACUUUGCAACUGCCUAGACAUAAAAUAUUGAGUCCAAAAACCGUCACUUAUAACACACAGUCACCAGGCUCGUUGUCACGCAUUUUUACCCGGAGGUGCGAUUUAACGAUGAGACGGAACAAACGAGGCCGAAGGCCGAAGUCUCUAGAAAGGCGAGAGGGGGAAUUAUAUAUGUUGUCCCGAGACUUCACCUGGAGCGUUUCGAUGAUAAGAAUUGAAAACAGGCAGCCAAAAGCGAAACGUGGAUAUUUCGCAAAAUUUUUGAACUUCAAAGUUGCUUUUUAUACCAAAGAGACUACUUAUGUACGUAUUUUUUUUUAAUUUGAGCAUGACAAUCGCAAUGACACUAUUCAAAAAGAAGAAAUAGAAAAAAAAAUUGUGAAUCUGAUCAUUCACUAGGUUUGCUGCUGCUAUGAUCUUUCCGCGCAGUAGUAGUGUGCCAAGUUGGGGGCUUCUCAGCAAACGUAUCAACGACUUCUUCCAGAUCAAUAUCUGUUGGGUGGUACAUGCGAGUUGUGUUUCUCUAGAGAAAUACGACUUGCAUGAAACUAGAGAAAUCUGAUGUUAUGUGAGCAAGCUGAUGGGCCACGCCCGCUAUUAACGCCCGCUAUGGCGUCUGCUUCCCGCCCCCAAUGCCCGCCGCGGCCAUAGCUUCCCCGCAGGACGACCUUUGGGGUUCGUUUGUCACGCAUUCAUUUCUGCGAACGCCAAAGGACGUCUGCGGGGAGGCUAGCCGCGGCCACAUACUGCUUUUCCAUUUUCCUCACCUCCGUCUAAAAAUGUGUGCGACAAGGUGCAUAGCAUUUUGGCACGUUCCUCUCGAUUGUGCUCGUUCGAGUUUUGAUGAGAGUUAGUUUAAUUGAUAUACAUUUAUUAGCCAAAAAGCAUUUUUAAAGGUGGCAGAGUUCCAGUAAUCUCCAAUUUUUAGUUUUACCUUCAAAAUUUUUAAAUGAAGAACGGCUAGGUUCUGAUAAUUUUCUGCAGCCGGAAAAUAUUCAUUGAUGGCACUUUCAGUUUCUUUUUUAGACGUAGACAAAAUCUUGCGGCGUCUUCGAUCUCUUCUUGUCUCUUCAGCCCAUUUUCUCGGGAACUAUGUUAAAAACUGUUCAACUGUCGCAAAAUUGAAAACGAUUCUGCAAUUACUUUUUGCAAGCAGAUUAUCGCUAAUUCACUUUUUUUACAUCGUUGGUCAACAAAAAAGUGGACCUCCGGAGCCUGUGGGCGGGGGGUGCGUGCCCACCCGUCGCCGACCCCCCUCCUCCCUUCGGGCCUGUCAGUCACUAGCCAUUGAAAACUUUAAAAGGAAUCUUUACCGAUAUUUUCAUGAGACAAAAAACGGCCCUGAGGAAGACUAUUGGACCUGUUUAGAAUGUUAGCCUCGUUAAAGUUGUCGUUUACCAUUGGACCUAUUGGUAUUAAUUAGAAUGCUAGCCUCGCUUAAGCUGUGGUUUUCUUUAGGUGCCAGUCGUGUACUAGAUUUGGCCGCAUCUGAAAACUUUCAAACCGUGACUCAUACCUCGUCUCGGCGUGUUGGUUGUGCCAUAAAUUUCAACAACUUAAUGUAAGCCUGCAAUCGGUUUAACGAAUCUCCAAGCAAGAGGAAUUUUUAUGUUAGUGAGUAGACUACACUGAGGCUACACUGAACAGAAUUUCGUACCGACACCUAUCCCGAUCUUUGAAUCUCCAUUUUAGAGAUCGGUGUGGCUCAUCAGCCUUGCUCCGUUACAGAAAUUGCGCCGAAAUCACUGUUCCCAAGUGUCAACAGAAGUCCUAUCCGGUAUGGUUUUUGUGCUGGCGCAAAAGGAUGUAGUUAUGAACUUAGCUAAGUCAACUUUGCCGGCUGAGACUAGAGAUCUUCGGAAUAUUUGCGCGAACCUCACGGAUGGCCAGACACAUUUUGAUUCAAGCGACUAGCUGCAGGUUGUACCGGCGGCUUAACUCUCAGAAUUUAUAUAUUCAGAAAAGUUUUGUACUGCUACGUCUUUGGAUGUCUGGGAGACACUGCCGUUUCAUUUAAAUUUUCUUGAUCGAUAUAUAACAAGUAAAAACAAAGCCAGCUGUGACCUUUAGCAAUUUUUAUCUAACCCCCUCUGAUUACUGCAGUGGAUUGGUCUGCCGUAAACUACGAGCAAUUCUUUUAUUUUCUUCACCAUUAGACUGGGUGGCAAGCGUAAAAGGUAACCAGAAUUUAUUAUCUUAAUUCUUGUCAGGUUGCUGCCCUCGUUUCUCACGUGAUACGCAAAAAUAAGGGAAUUUUAGGAUCCUAGAUUGUGUUUUCUUUUAUGGGUAUGCGCCUGAACAGCUUUGGCGUGACUUAAUAGCCUCAACAUUAGUCUGGACUUCAUACAUCACACUAAAAGCUCUUAAAAUCCUCCUGAUUCACCCACUCGCAUUUGCAUGAAACGGUCAGUCUGAGGGACAAAAACACCUUGCUGGAUGGCAAACGACUCAUUAGGACAAGAAAAACAAAGAGAUUACAUUAGAGCGAAACCCCGCCUUACGGCCAUCUAGGUAGGCGGUCACCCGUUAAUACGGCCAAUUUUUUUAUGACCCAUUGGUGACCGUAUAAUCCAAAUAGCCAUUAUCUUUUCUUUUUAAGGGUUCCACUGGGUUGUAUGUCCUGUAGUCUGCUAAACAGCCGUUUUUAGUGUCGUCACGUGACGCUCCUCCCUUUGUGUGGAGGAGCGUUGCGUGACGACACUAAAAACGGCUGUGUAGCAGACUAUAUGCCCUCCAGCAAGGUUUUUUUCUACCAUGUGACCGUUUCGUGCAAACGGCCCACUAACGUGAUUGGUUGAAGAUUGCGAAAAUGCUCAUGCGUGCACGGGAUGAGUAAAACUUGGACACAAGUAUUUGGCAAAUUUACAGUCUAGUCUUUUGCUAAUAAGAAUGUUAGGUGACAACCCUUUAGCUGAUAAAGAUGCAACUUUUAAUCUUCAGUGAUGAGCAAAGGUAUCAAAGGUUAUAAUGGGCUUCGGCUUCCAAUAAAAAAAAUGUGGUAAAAAUUUCUAAUAUUUAUCCGAGAAGGUAUUGUUUUCCUGAGUAGAAAUUAAAGGGACUUUCUUGAAGAAUUUAGAAUAUGGUAAGUCAACGAAGUACUCGAGGCGAGGAAAGCUUUUAAGACAGCGUUUGUUUGUCAGUCCACCAGUCCAACCGAACCUGGGGUCAAUUCUAUAAAACUUCGGCAAGUGUAAUUUACAAGUGUAAAUAUUGUUUUGAGACCCUAAAACAAUGGCUACACUUGUAAAUUACAGUUGUAAAAGUUUUAUUAAAUUGACCCCUGAGCAUUUGUAAAACUUUUACAAGUGUAAUAUUCAAGUGUUUUUAGAGCCUGGAAACAAAAGCUACCCUUGCAAAUUACUUGUAAAACUGUUAUUAAGUUGACCCCAGGCAUAGCCUGCGUGGCAGGGGCAAAAACGGGAGGGGAAGGGGAUAUUGAUAGAAGCGCGAAAGCUAAAACACACACUCAAACGAAGAAUGGGAUACCUGUGGCAAACCCCCGAGAGCCAUGGGCACUAGAAAGCGAUAACCUUAACCUUAACCUGGGGACGAGGUCUGAUCGAAAUCGAAGGUCAGAUUGAAGGUUUUUUGAAGGUGCAAUGGUUUCUUUACGCUCAUUUGAUGAUAACUGGCAGACUAAGCGCCCAAAUAUCAGCGAGAGAACCAAAUUUAUUUUCAAUAACGAAUUAUUAAGUGAUGUGAAGUUUGUAGUUCCUGCGUCGCACAACCAAAGUGAAAGCCAGAAGAGUCGGAAAUGCAUGAUUCCAGCUCACAAGUUUGUACUUGCAAUCAGCAGUCCUGUUUUCUAUGCCAUGUUCUACGGUGAAAUGGCAGAGACUGCAGACACUAUUCAACUGCCUGACUGUGAGUAUAAGAGUCUUUUAGAGUUGUUUCGUUUUCUGUACAGCGAUGAAGUGAACUUGAGCGGAAGUUAUGUCAUGCAAGUUCUCUACUUGGCAAAGAAAUAUCUGGUACCUUCACUCGCUGAUAAGUGCACUGAAUAUAUUCGGGAACAUCUAGAUGCGUCGAAUGUGUUUUCCGUUCUGCCUCAAGCUCUAAAAUUUGAGGACAAAGCUUUGGAAAAACGGUGCUGGGAAAUUAUUGAGAUUCACACCGAGAAUGCUCUGACGUCGGAAGAAUUUGUCACGCUUGAGAGAUCUGUUGUUCAGUCUGUUGUGAAAAGAGGGAGAUUAAAUGUAAAAGAAGUGGAUUUAUUCAAAGCUGUUGAUCGCUGGGCCACCAAAGAAGUUGAAAGACAAGGGGUGACUCCUGUUGGCAAGGUUAAAAGAAGGCUUCUUGGAGAGGAAAUUGUAAAAGCAAUAAGGUUUCCAGUGAUGUCACAGAAGGAGUUUGCUUCAUUUGUUCUGGAUUGUGACAUUCUGACUAAAAAGGAGAUUGGUUUCAUGAUGAAACACUUUGGUAAUGUUAGUUUAGAGUCUUCUUUACCGUUCAUAUCUUCCCCUAGAUUAGGGAUUCUGCAUCGAUCUAACAGAUUUGCAAUGUUGAAACCCCCAGAGGCACAUGGUGGUCCCUGGCAGUACUCUGAUAGUGUAGCUGACGCCCUUCAGCUAACUGUUAGUAAACCUGUCACUUUGCAUGGUAUACAGCAUUUUGGUUGUAAAGGUGGCAAAUAUACGGUUUCAUUAGAAGUGAAAGAUGUGAGAAGUGGUUGUUCUCUGGUAAAACAAACAGGAACAUAUUCCUCCAAGAAAGAUGAGAAAAAUGGUUACUAUGGAUUCGAUGUCAUGUUUGAUCAUCCUGUUUCCCUUGAGAGGGGCAAAGCGUAUGAGAUUGUAUCUCUCAUCAAGGGUUCAUCAUCGUGGCGUGUGGCUCAAGGAAAAAUUCUUGACAAGGUUCAAGGAAUCCAGUUUUCAUUUAGCACUUCAGCUGCCUCUAAAAAUGGAACUAGUGUAAAUGUUGGCCAGUUUCCUUCAUUUAUUUUCAGCAAAAUUUAG